Molecule: messenger RNA, 2109 nt
Organism: Candidula unifasciata
Lineage: Eukaryota; Metazoa; Mollusca; Gastropoda; Stylommatophora; Geomitridae
Source: the annotation of a GenBank genome assembly
AUGGCGGCAGGCAGGCUGGAGACGGACGCUCGUAAGAGCCGAGACAGUGAAUCCCACGUUGAUGAAGAUGCAAACGAAAAUGAGGAGGAAAUGCCAAAUUUUAGCGACCCUGAAGACUUUGUUGAUGAUGUUACGGAUGAAGAAUUGCUGGGUGAUCUUUUGCGCAAGAAACCAAAGCCAUCGGACAGCGUUGACUCUGUGAUCAUUGUGGACUGCAUUCCCCAAGUAGGGAAAGAUCGUUUGGAAAAACUGAAGAAUGUUAUCAAAAAGCUGUUCUCCAAAUUUGGUAAUGUGGUGAACACCUUUUAUCCUCUUGAUGAAGAAGGAAACACCAAAGGGUAUAUGUUCUUGGAGUUUUCAUCUCCUCAGAAUGCUCAUGAGGCUGUCAAGAUGACCAAUGGCUACAAGCUAGACAAACAGCAUGUCUUCAAAGUCAACCACUUUUCAGAUUUUGAGAAGUACGUAAAUAUACCCGACGAAUGGGUACCCCCUGAUCCAAAACCAUACCAAGAUCUGGGCAACCUCCGCAGCUUCCUUCUGAACAAGGAAUGCUAUGAUCAGUUUAGUGUCAUCUACGGUGAAGGAGAAAAGACUGCCAUCUUCAUGAACAGUCCAGAACCAUCGAAGGUUGAAGAAAGAGCACGGUGGACAGAGACAUACGUCAGAUGGUCUCCUCAAGGAACUUAUCUGGCCACAUUUCACCAGAAAGGUAUUGCUUUAUGGGGUGGGCCAAAGUUCUCUCAGAUCAUGAGAUUCAGUCACCCUGGAGUUCAACUUAUUGACUUCUCGCCAUGUGAAAAGUACUUGGUGACGUUCAGCCCUAUGCAAGACAGCCAUGAAGAUCCACAAGCCAUAAUUAUCUGGGAUAUAAGAUCGGGUGUCAAGAAAAGGGGCUUUCACUGUGAGAGCAGAAGCACCUGGCCAAUUUUCAAGUGGAACUACAAUGGUGACUAUUUUGCAAGGAUAGGUGAAGAUGCUAUUAGUAUAUAUGAAACUCCAUCAUUUGGUCUGAUGGAUAAAAAGAGCUUGAAAGUGCCAGCUGUCAGGGACUUCACCUGGUCUCCCACUGAUAACAUUAUAGCCUACUGGGUGCCCGAGCAGUCCAACACUCCUGCCCGUGUCACCUUGAUAGAGAUUCCUAGCAGAAAUGAAUUGUGUGUGCGUAACCUGUUCAAUGUGGCAGAUUGUAAGAUGCACUGGCAGAAGAGCGGAGACUACUUGUGCGUCAAAGUCGAUCGCUACAAGGCCAAGAAAAUUGACGAUAAGGAUCAAGUCAAAUACAGUGGUAUCUACUACAAUUUUGAGCUGUUCCGCAUCCGAGAAAAGCAGAUACCUGUAGACAAAGUAGAGGAGAAAGAGCCGGUCCUAGCAUUUGCCUGGGAACCUGUAGGCAACAAGUUUGCAUACAUCCACGGAGAAGCACCCAGAAUCAGUGUCACCUUUUACAACAUUCAGCCACGUGGCCGAGUUGAGCUGAUUAAAACCCUGGAGAAGCGAUCUGCAAACCACCUCUUCUGGAGCCCAAAUGGUCAAUUCAUUGUCUUGGCUGGUCUAAGAAGCAUGAACGGUGUGUUAGAGUUUGUGGACACACAGGAUAUGACCAUCAUGACCCAGACAGAGCACUUCAUGGCCACGGAUGUUGAGUGGGACCCGACUGGCAGAUAUGUUGUCUCAGCUGUUAGUUGGUGGGGACACAAGGUGGACAAUGGCUACUGGCUGUGGAAUUUUCAGGGCAUACUUCAGCACAAGCAGCCCCUUGAGAAAUUCUGUCAGUUGCAGUGGAGGCCACGCCCACCAUCGCUGCUGAGUGAGAAUAGGAUUAAGGAAAUCAGAAAGAACUUGAAGACCUGGGCACAGAAGUUUGAGAUGGAAGACAACAUGAGGAAGAUGACAGCAUCCAAAGAUUUGUUAGACAAGCGCCGGAAGCUUAUGGAGGACUAUAGAACCUAUAGAGAGGAAAAAGAGAAGGAAUUUGCCAAACUUAAGCCAGUCCGCCUGGAAUUGCGCUCAGGUGUCGACACAGACGAGCUCCACAGUCAGGAGGAUAACUACACUGAAGAAACUAUUGAAUUCUUGGUCAAAGUGGAAGAGAAGGUGGUCGAAGAGUAG